Molecule: messenger RNA, 1952 nt
Organism: Nyctereutes procyonoides (raccoon dog)
Lineage: Eukaryota; Metazoa; Chordata; Mammalia; Carnivora; Canidae
Product: carcinoembryonic antigen-related cell adhesion molecule 6-like
Exons: 11
Coding region: 143-1738 (531 amino acids)
Biological process (GO): signal transduction; regulation of immune system process
Cellular component (GO): plasma membrane; cell surface
Molecular function (GO): protein tyrosine kinase binding
Source: RefSeq, a predicted model, not a curated record
CACGUGACCCGGCCCCGCCCCCAGAGGCGGCCCCGCGCGGAGGGGGAAGGACGCGGAGCUGUCGGGCGGGACCGCGGGGCCCGAGCGUCUGCGCGGCGGCAGCUGCUCUCACCCGGGCCGGACGGAGCGGGCAGCGGGCACCAUGGAGCCCCCCUCGGCCUCUCCCCGAGCAGGGCGCGGCCCCUGGCAGGAGCUCCUGCUGGCAGUCUCACUCUUAGCCUUCUGGAACCCGCCCACCACUGCCCAAGUCACUAUGGAGUCCGUGCCUCCCAAUGCUGCUGAAGGGAAGGACACUCUUCUGCGGGUCCUCAAUCUGCCUGGGGAUACAGCAAGCCUUGCCUGGUUCAAAGGGGAAACUGUAUUGCCUGCCCAUCGAAUUCUAUUAUAUGUAAUAGACACCAACGUCACUACCCCGGGGCCUGCAUACACUGGCAGAGAGACAAUAUACCCCAAUGGAUCCCUGCUGUUCCAGAACAUCACCCUGAACGACACUGGAUCCUACAUCCUACAAAUCAUAAACAGAAAAUUUGAAAUUGCACUAGCACGUGGACAGCUCCGAGUGUUCCCAGAGUUACACAAACCCAGCAUCACAAGCAACAACUCCAGCCCUGUGGAGAAUGUGGAUUCUGUAGUGUUAAUGUGUGAAGCUCAGACUCAGAGCACAAGCUGCCUGUGGUCAGUAAACAGUAAGAGCCUCCCGGACAGUCCCAGGCUGGAGCUGUCCCUGGACAACAGGACUCUCACUGUACAUGGUGUCACAAGGAAUGACACAGGACCCUAUGAGUGUGAAACUUGGAACUCAGUGAGUGCUGAUCGUAGUGACCCAUUCACCCUGAAUGUUCUCUAUGGCACACCCACCAUUUCCCCCCCAGACUCCUAUUACCGUCUAGGGGCAAACCUCAGUCUCUCCUGCCGCACAGCCUCUAACCCACCUGCACAAUAUUCUUGGCUUAUCAAUGGGAGGCCUCAGCCAUCCACACAGGAGCUCUUCAUCUCCAACAUCACUGCGAAUAAUAGUGGAUCCUAUACCUGCCUUGUCUAUAACAAUGGCACCCGCCUCAAUAAGACCACAGUCAAGACUAUCACAGUCUCUGAACUGAACAAUAUAUUGUCCCAACCCCUUCUCACUGGCAGCAGCACCACAGUCACAGAAGAUGACUCUGUGUUCCUGACCUGCUCCUCAAGUAACACCGGGGUCUCUAUCCAGUGGUUCUUCAAUGACCACAUUCUAAUGCUCACGGAUAGGAUGAAGCUGUCCCAGGACAACAGCACCCUCACCAUAGACCCUGUCAGGAAGGAGGAUGCCGGGAAAUACAAGUGUGAGGUCUCCAAUCCGGUCAGUUUCCGCAAAAGUGACGCUGUCAGGCUGGAUGUGGAAGAUGAAAGAAGCACCGUAGGCCACUCUGUGAGGUCCAUUAUAGGCAUUGCACUCGGGGUUCUGCUCGGACUAGCACUCGUGGCUGCCCUGGGGUGUCUCCUGCUCCGCACAAGGAGUCGAAGGGUCAGUGAUCUCAAAGAACUCCGGAGCCCAGCAUCCACCCCCGGCCAUGGUGCAGCCAGCAGGUGCACAUACCCGGACUCCCUGCCCAGCCCCACAGCAGCAAUUCCUAUCUACCAGGAAUUACAACACCCUGACACAAGCAUUUACUGCAGAAUCAACCACAAAGCAGAAGUAGCUUCUUAUUUUCCCCCUGGGAACUGUUCCUUCCAGGAGCCUUCCUAUGACCCCAGACCCUAGGUGGUGUCAGGGGUCGCAGCCUGAGCCAGAGAACCAGUGCUAAGACUUAAGGAUAUUCAGGGACAUGGACCCAGGUUUGGGUACCUCCUGUUCUCUGGAGAUCCACAGGCUGGCCUGAAUCAGACAAAGGCCUGCAUCUCCCAGGAAGCAGAGGUUCCCAGGGAAAGUGUCCUUACUCCUGACUCACCAUGGACAUGGUGAGAGGAUCUGAAUA